Messenger RNA from Colossoma macropomum (tambaqui), 7422 nucleotides. It is a transcript of the gene pcxb, whose product is annotated as pyruvate carboxylase b. Bases 336 to 3881 code for a protein of 1181 amino acids. Gene Ontology annotation, cellular component: cytoplasm. The record is from RefSeq and is a predicted model, not a curated record. The transcript is spliced from 21 exons. NCBI's taxonomy places the organism in Eukaryota, Metazoa, Chordata, Actinopteri, Characiformes, Serrasalmidae. Gene Ontology annotation, biological process: gluconeogenesis; pyruvate metabolic process. Gene Ontology annotation, molecular function: ATP binding; pyruvate carboxylase activity; metal ion binding.
UCAGCAGAGGGAGGAUGAAAGCUUAGAAAGAGAGAGAGAGAGCUUAACAGCACAGCCAAGGCAAUAUAAGGCCUGACGUUCUCUUAAAGCGGCUGCUGGAGCAACACGGAGACAGAGCAAGAGCAACACUCCCCCUGACAGUGUGUGUGUGUGUGUGUGUGUGUGUGUGCGCGUAUGUUCUGUGUACACACAGUGGCUUCAUCAGUGUGUCACACUCCCCCUUUUCUUGUACAGUCGCCGGUUAUCAGGUCCAGGGCAGCACUUUCUGCCUCAUUCAUUUGUUUACGUCCUGAGCAGCUGCUCUUACCCACUGAUUGUAGCCCACAGAAUUCAGGAUGCUGGUGUAUUUUGGAGGGGUGAAGAAUGGUCUUGGACUGCUGGCUCUGCGGAGGGCGUACCUGCUCUCUCGCUCUGCCCACACCUCGCCACAGACCCUCGAGUAUCGGCCAAUCAAAAAGGUCAUGGUAGCCAACAGAGGUGAGAUAGCGAUCCGGGUGUUCCGAGCAUGUACAGAGCUGGGGAUCCGGACAGUGGCAGUGUAUUCGGAGCAGGAUACGGGACAGAUGCACAGACAGAAAGCAGAUGAAGCCUACCUGAUUGGCAAAGGCCUUCCCCCGGUUUCUGCCUACCUACACAUACCUGACAUCAUCAAAGUGGCCAAGGAGAAUAAUGUGGAUGCCAUCCACCCUGGUUAUGGCUUUUUGUCGGAGCGCUCUGACUUUGCUCAGGCCUGUGAGGACGCUGGGGUCAGAUUCAUCGGCCCAAGUCCAGAGGUAGUGCGCAAGAUGGGUGAUAAAGUGGAGGCUCGUGCCCUGGCCAUCCAAGCUGGUGUUCCGGUGGUUCCUGGGACGGAUGCCCCCAUAUCUUCUCUGCAGGAGGCUCAGGAAUUUGCCAAGACCUACGGCUUCCCCAUCAUUUUUAAAGCUGCCUAUGGAGGAGGCGGCCGAGGCAUGCGGGUGGUCAGAGAGUACGAGGAGUUGGAAGAGAACUAUCAGCGAGCGUACUCCGAGGCUCUUGCUGCUUUUGGAAACGGCGCUCUGUUUGUGGAGAAGUUCAUAGAGAAACCACGCCACAUCGAGGUGCAGAUUCUAGGUGAUAAAUAUGGAAAUGUGAUUCAUUUGUAUGAGCGAGACUGUUCCAUUCAGAGACGCCAUCAGAAGGUAGUGGAAAUUGCCCCCGCUGCUCAGCUGGACCCUCAGCUCAGAGACAAACUCACUUCCGACUCAGUCAACCUGGCCAAGCAGGUGGGCUACGAGAACGCAGGCACAGUGGAGUUUCUGGUGGACAAACAUGGCAAGCACUACUUCAUUGAGGUCAACUCCCGCCUACAGGUGGAGCACACUGUUACCGAGGAGAUCACUGAUGUGGAUCUGGUUCACGCUCAGCUACGCGUGUGUGAAGGCCGGAGUCUUCCUGAGCUCGGGCUCAAACAGGACAAGAUCAAGAUUAACGGCUGCGCCAUCCAGUGCCGAGUCACCACUGAGGACCCUGCUCGUGGCUUCCAGCCAGACACCGGCCGUAUAGAGGUGUUUCGGAGUGCGGAGGGGAUGGGCAUUCGUUUGGACAGCGCUUCUGCGUUCCAGGGUGCGCUUAUAUCACCACAUUAUGACUCCCUAUUGGUCAAAGUCAUCGCCAGUGGAAAGGAUUUGCCCACAGCGGCCAGUAAGAUGCUCCGAGCUCUUGCAGAGUUUCGCAUCCGUGGGGUGAAGACGAACAUUCCCUUCCUGCAGAACGUUCUGAGUAAUAAUCAGUUUCUGUACAGUACAGUGGAUACACAGUUUAUUGAUGAGAAUCAGGACCUGUUCAACCUCAAACGCACUCAGAACCGUGCACAGAAGCUCCUGCAUUACCUGGGACAUGUGAUGGUAAAUGGGCCAACCACUCCAAUCCCCGUCAAAGCCAAGCCCUCCUCUACAGAUCCAGUCAUUCCUUCUGUUCCUAUGGGUGAGGCCCCGGCUGGUUUCCGUGAGGUCCUGCUGAAGGAGGGUCCGGAGGGUUUUGCACGGGCAGUGAGACAGCACCAAGGUCUGCUGCUGAUGGACACAACAUUCAGAGACGCUCAUCAGUCACUGUUGGCCACCCGCGUGAGGACACACGACCUGAAAAAAAUUGCCCCGUAUGUUGCCCACAACUUCAGCAACCUCUUCAGCCUGGAGAAUUGGGGAGGUGCUACAUUUGAUGUAGCUAUGAGGUUUCUCUAUGAGUGCCCAUGGCGCAGGCUGCAGGAGCUGAGAGCGUUAAUACCCAAUGUGCCUUUCCAGAUGCUGCUGAGAGGAGCCAACGCAGUCGGAUACACCAACUACCCCGACAACGCUGUGUUCAAGUUCUGUGAAGUGGCGAAGGAGAAUGGGAUGGAUAUCUUCCGUGUUUUUGACUCUCUGAACUACCUGCCCAACAUGCUGCUGGGUAUGGAAGCAGCUGGCUCAGCUGGAGGAGUGGUGGAGGCGGCCAUCUCUUACACAGGAGAUGUUUCUGACCCCAUGAGACAGAAAUACUCCCUGGAUUACUAUAUACAGCUGGCAGAGGAGCUGGUCAAGGCGGGCACUCAUAUACUGUCCAUUAAGGAUAUGGCUGGCCUGUUGAAGCCCGAGCCAAGUCGCUUGCUGAUCACAGCGCUGCGGGAUCGUUUCCCUGACAUGCCCAUUCACGUUCACACUCACGACACAGCGGGCGCAGGUGUGGCAGCCAUGCUGGCAUGUGCUGAGGCGGGGGCGGAUAUAGUAGACGUCGCCGUGGACUCCAUGGCUGGAAUGACCUCUCAGCCCAGCAUGGGAGCUUUAGUGGCCUGCACCAAAGGAACCAAACACGACACUGGAAUCUCUCUGGAGAAGGUCUUUGACUACAGUGAGUACUGGGAGGUGACGCGUGGCCUCUAUGCUCCUUUUGACUGCACAGCCACUAUGAAGUCUGGGAACGCGGAUGUGUAUGAGAAUGAAAUCCCCGGAGGCCAGUAUACUAACCUGCACUUCCAGGCCCACAGCAUGGGUCUGGGUAACAAGUUUAAGGAGGUGAAAAAAGCGUAUGCUGAGGCCAACAAACUGCUGGGUGACCUUAUCAAGGUUACUCCCUCUUCCAAGAUCGUGGGUGAUUUGGCACAGUUCAUGGUUCAGAACUCUCUCUCUCGGGCAGAGGUAGAGGAGAGGGCAGAUGAGCUGUCCUUUCCCCUCUCUGUGGUGGAGUUUCUGCAGGGACACAUCGGUAUACCCCAUGGAGGCUUCCCUGAGCCAUUCAGGUCUAAGGUGCUGAAGUCGCUGCCUCGUGUGGAGGGUCGUCCUGGCGCCUCGCUGCCUGCCAUGGACUUCAAAAAACUGGAGGCUGACCUGCAAAUGGCGCAUGGUAGUGAAAUCACGCCUGAAGAUGUGAUGUCAGCAGCCAUGUACCCGAAAGUCUUCAACGAGUUCAAAGAGUUCAGACGCAACUUCGGUCCUGUUGACCGCCUGAACACCCGCCUGUUCCUGGACGGCCCCAAAAUUGCUGAGGAGUUUGAGGUUGAGUUGGAGAGAGGAAAGACACUACAUAUCAAAGCCCUGGCCUUAGGGGACUUGAACAAGGCUGGGCAGAGGGAAGUUUUUUUCGAGCUCAAUGGUCAGCUGCGGUCAGUCCUGGUCAAGGAUACAGUGGCCAUGAAGGAGAUGCACUUCCACCCGAAGGCUCUGAAGGACGUGCGUGGUCAGGUGGGCGCCCCCAUGCCGGGUAAAGUGGUGGAGGUGAAGGUGAAGCAGGGUCAGAAGGUGGAAAAAGGCCAGCCCCUCUGCGUCCUCAGUGCCAUGAAAAUGGAGACUGUGGUCAACUCUCCGCUCACAGGGACAGUGGCCAAGGUCCACGUCAAGGCUGACAGCAGUCUGGAAGGAGAUGACCUGAUCCUGGAGAUUACAGAGUAAAGGUUAAAGGUCAUGAACAGGGUAGAGGUCCCAAAGGUUUUAAAAGCUGCAGGGAGUCACUAAGACUGAUGAUCCUUGACUUCCUUCUGAUGAGAUAAAGGAUUAAGACAGGUGAACGUUUAGCUCAUCUAAUUAGUGUUUAAUUGGAGACCAUUAAUCUUGAAGCAGCCCCUGGCCAUAGAUAUACACAACCCAGGGUGGUGCAAUACCCAAUAUCAUUCAGCAGCACGUUUUCAUUUGAAAUUAUUUACAAUGUACAAUUACUACAGAAUUUUAUUACAAUUAAGUUAUUUACAGCUAUUAUCAGCUGUAUAUACAGCUUAUAUAGUUACAUAUACAGCUUUUCUCACUCUGGGGAAUAUUGUUCACAAAGCACAGUUUUUAUGGCCUUUGGAAAAAGUAUAUUUUUACACAUGGAUGAUUCUAAUUUUGAAAUUAAUGAAGCAAUAAUAUAUAGAUAUAUAUGUAUUAUGUUGAGUAAUGGGAAAUUGUAAUGAAUUCUGAAUUCCGAAUAUGUAAAUGUAUGUGUAUGUCUGUGGUGCUUUUCCUACAGCAACAUUUUUAAAAGGAUCUAAAUUUCAUUUUAUUUCAUUUUAAUGUUGCAUUAGUGAAGCGUAAAAUAAUGUUUAUGAGAAAUAUUAAUACUAAACUCUCCAGAAGAUGCUGUAAACACUGAAGCAGAAGAAUGGGAGCAUGGUCAUAAUAAUACCGUAAUCUGCAUCAUAUUUCACAUCGUAGCACAAGCAAUAAAGUCAAGUAAUAAUGAUUGCAUUAGAUAUUUAAAUUGCAGGGUAGCGCUAAUGUAUGAUUUAGCAUAACACUUUAGUACUCAGAAACUGUCCGAAUGUUUUCUGAAACCAGCUAUUAUUCUUGGCGUGGCUGACUGAUUAAAGGGAUUGUGCUCUUUGCUUGUAUACUGUAGCAAAGAAUGUGCGAUAAUCAUGCAUUUGACACAGUGAAAUCCUUCUUCUCCCUCCAACCCUCUCUCUCUUCACACGAUUUCUGCCUGGACGCUUCGCAACAUGACAAACGAAGGCCUGUCUUUCACGCGAAGCAGAGUGCUACUGCUUGUACUGGCACUGUAAGUGUAUACUCACUUAUUUAACAUGCUGUGAUGGGGUGUCUUCAUCUUCAAAUAUAAGUGCUGAAUCACCUCAAUCAAAGUUUUAUCUUUCUGCAGUUUUUCGAAAAGCCUGAACUGUUGUAAAGAGGGGAUUUGGGCUACAGCACAUUAUACCGUAGAAAUGAACAGCGCUCUGUAGACAGAGCUUAAAAAGGACAAAGUUCUAAUUAUGAUCAUUUAUAACUGAAAGCAUGAAGCAUGUAUUGUGAAUUGUCGAUGAAGCUUUAAAGCAGUAUGCUGGAACACACACAAAAUCCUUGACCCUGAAAUAGUCUGAGUGACCUUUAAGUAGCUUCUAAAAUUAAUAUUCCACUCAUGAAAGCUGUACUAAAAUGGAAAAUCGUCAGGCUGAAGAAAAAUCUGAUUUUGGCUUUCUGUGCAAUGACUGAUGCAGAAAUAGCCCAUGUAUACAGACGGUCUUAAGCCAGAGUUGCGGAAGUCUCUAUGGAUGCACUCCAGCUUCUGGUUUCAGUCUUUUAAACUGACUGGCUUAUAGAGGGCUUAGCAGACAGAGAGGAGGUAAGUAAGACGGAGAGAGAAGCUGUCUAUUUCUACUGGAAACUAUAGCCUUCACUGUAUCACAGGGUGUAAAGUGACUCUUCAAAAAGGCUUUAUCUAUCCAUACAAAUGUUCUUUCAUAGGAGCUGUUGGCAGGUUGGACAAGCUUUAAACAAGAACCUUGACAAAAUUCUCAUUCAAACUAAAAAGGAAUUGUGGCACACAUCAUAGUUCUUGUCAAAAUACUAUUAAGUUGGCUUUGUUAUCUCAUGUGCCUGCUAAGGUGUUGCUAAGCCAUUGUUAUGGUGUCCCUGGUGGUUGCUAUUUUGGUUUCAGUGCACAGAAUAAACCGUAGUGAAACGCUUUCUUCUCCAACAAAGCCUAACCAUUACAACAUAGGUUCAACAUGUGCUGAAUGUUGUAAAUAUCUCACCUUCCUCAUUCAUUCAUUCAUUCAUUCAUUCAUUCAUUCAUUCAUACAGUUUGUUCAUUAUUACCUCAUCACUCAUUCAUAUAACCCAGUACUCAGUGCUGUCCAGAAAUCCAGCACUGUUCAUUAAACCUGACCUCUUGUUCAGGAGUUUAUAAGUGAAGUGCAGAGCUAGCGGCGCUGUUUGUGUUGUCUCUACUGGGGACGUACCUGUGUAAUUGCACAGCCUGAACGAAAUGAAAAUUAAAUGAAGUGUAAAUGUCAAACAUCAGAACAUAAUUUUACGUACCCCCAACAUCAUUUGGCGCACCCCUCUGAGUAUGCAUACCCCAGUUUGGGAACCACUGCUCUAAACAAACACUGUAACGGUCUAUUAUGAAUAACUUUACUUUUUGACAAGCUGGCAAAUUGUGCGCUACAGUUUCACACUAUGAUGAAUAAGAUUUUUGCCAACAUUCUGUAAAGUUUGUCUAACCUCACAAAAGUAAAACACAUUUGUAGGCGGAGCAUCAUAGAGAGAAACGGUGAGGGUGUGAAAUCUCUCUGCCCCACACAAAGUCUACGAAGUGUACCUGCUGCCAGUGUGUGUUCCUCUCAUUGUUUUUUACUUCCUGUGAGCCACAGAUCCACAGCUAACACUGAUCUACCAGCAUUUUUGACGUUACCUGGGAGACAGACAAAACAAAGCAGAUGGUAAAGGACAGGCAACCUUUGAAGCUGCAGAUGUAAACAGAGGAGGCUUUGUUUUUGAUGGGGGGCCAAUCAAUACAAGACUGUUUUUCAGUUUGACAUGCCAUGUUUGUGAGGGAAACAGCAGAACCCAUUAGAAACUUUGAGCUGUGAUAUAUUAGUUCAUCUGAAGGCAAUCUAAUCCAGAUGUAUCUAGAUGUGAUCUACUGACACAAAUUACUAAACUGCACAUAUUGCAUCCAGAUUUGGGGGCCUUAGUAAUCCAGGGGUUUUGACAGAAAGUUUAACCUACAUAGAAACUACUUUUUGCAGUGUUUUUAUAUGUACUGUACAUAGUGCAAUUCAAUGUAGACCUUCAACAUGUAUACCUGUCAGAGGGCAUUUCUACUUGCUGAGUUUGAAUCUCAUUAUGAAACUGGAAUAAACAGGAUCAAAAGAAAAAAGGAUAUCUUAUAAAUGUGCCUACUUAAAAUUAGGUAAGAGGUUUGUUCUGUACUCAGUAUUUUUUGAUGUAUUAUACUGUUAUGCAAUCUGAAUAAUUAGGUGCUUAGAAAAUUAGUUGGAGUGAUAAGAGUUAAAAGUUUAAAUGAAUAUUAAUCUUGCAAAAUAAAACGGGUGUUUUCUCAGUGAGUGUUUUGUUAUUUUUUUUGGUUCCCUUUCCUUUAUUCCCAAAUAUUUCAUGUAUGGUUAUACUGUUAGUUCAUGGUUGUAGUUCACAUUUCAUAGAUGCCAUGUAGCUGCAUUUGAGAAAAGAACUGCAAAGAAUAAUGCUGAAAAAUAAAAAUCCAAAUCUAUCAUGA